This is a messenger RNA of Carya illinoinensis, 1083 nucleotides long. RefSeq names its product G-type lectin S-receptor-like serine/threonine-protein kinase LECRK1. The record is from RefSeq and is a predicted model, not a curated record. The transcript has 2 exons. Gene Ontology annotation, biological process: recognition of pollen. Lineage: Eukaryota; Viridiplantae; Streptophyta; Magnoliopsida; Fagales; Juglandaceae. The coding region runs from base 1 to 1083 and encodes 360 amino acids.
AUGGCAACCAUCUGGCCUCUUCUUCUUCUCUUCUCAGUAAUUUCCACUGCAGAAGCUCAACAACCUGAGCAAUCCUUUUUCAGGCCAGGCACUUUGUUAACACCUAGGGGUACCAACUCUUCAUGGCUAUCACGUUCCGGUCUAUAUGCCUUUGGGUUCUACAAGCUGCAGGGCAACGGCUAUGCUGUUGGAAUUUUUAUUUCCGGGAUUCCACAGAAGACUCUGGUCUGGACAGCCAACAGAGACAAUCCUCCACUUCCUGAUGAUGUUAAAUUGAACUUCACAAGCGAUGGACGGCUGGUUCUGCAGACGGCACAAGGCAUGGAGACGGGGAUCGCCGGUAAUACCGAAGACCAACCGACACCUUUUUACCAGGUCAGAAACUCGCAACCGAUCAGUCCGAACCAAUCAACAGGCAUAUUUCGUCUCAUAAUGCAACAAGAUGGAUGGCUGGCGAUGUACCCGGUUGGAACCCCAUUCACACUUGAAUAUGGUUACUGGGGAGCUGGUGUUUCUGGAGAAGGAACUGAUGUUUCACUGAAUUUUGAUGCUGAUGGUCGCCUCUAUUUGCUCAAUGGCACCGGCAUGUCAAUAGUGAACAUUACAACGGGAGAUCCAACAAAAGGUGUAAUCUACCGUUUGAGAAUUGACCCUGACGGGAUCUUGCGGCAUUACUCGCACAAUAUGGAUCAGAAUGGUUUUUGGAAUGUUACAUGGUCAGGUCCGAAAGACGAGUGUGACCCUAAGGGUCUCUGUGGCAUCAAUGCAUUUUGCGAUCAAGAUGCUGGUUGUGAAUGUCUACCCGGAUUCAAACGUGUUAACCAAGACGAUUGGGCUUCAGGCUGUGAAAGAAAUUUCGAUUCUAAAAGUUGCAAAAGCAACGAUGCAGUCACUGGAUAUAACAUGGAAGCAGAGCUUCAUACCGUAUGGCAAAAUGAUAGCUAUUCUAUCCUAAAUUCUUCAACCCAAGACGCCUGUGGAGAAGCAUGUUUGGGGGACUGUAACUGUGAAGUUGCGCAGUACAAAGAUGGAGAGUGUAGGAAACAAAGGCUUCCUUUGAGAUUUGGAAGAAGACAAGCGUAG